Messenger RNA from Colletotrichum godetiae, 637 nucleotides. RefSeq lists its product as uncharacterized. Lineage: Eukaryota; Fungi; Ascomycota; Sordariomycetes; Glomerellales; Glomerellaceae. The transcript has 3 exons. The coding region runs from base 128 to 526 and encodes 132 amino acids. Gene Ontology annotation, biological process: regulation of DNA-templated transcription. The record is from RefSeq and is a predicted model, not a curated record. Gene Ontology annotation, molecular function: DNA-binding transcription factor activity, RNA polymerase II-specific; zinc ion binding.
CCUUAUGAGUAUCAUCGUGAAUAAGUGGGAGCGCAGUCCGUUCUCCUAGACUACUCGACCUUCGACUAGACUAGAGCUGUUCGCAAGCUUUACAAGCUCUUGAGAUCUAGUUUUCUCUACAGUUUUCAUGGCGGCCAACCCGGGCAUCAAUACCGGAUCGCCGGUUGGACAACCUGCAGCACCUUCGUCCUCCAGCCUGCAAACGUCGCCAAAUCUUAGGGAUUACCAGGAUGACUCUAACAAAAGGAAGAAGCCUCCCAGGAAACUGGACAGCGAAAAGUGCCAGCUUUGCAGACAACACAAGUUGAAGUGCCUCCCACAACCUCGGACAUGGCCGCAAAAGUGCGACCGCUGUCUGUCCAAAGGGCUGGAAUGCUCACCUGGAGAAGUUAAGAAAAGAACUCGAAGACAGGUCCCAGGCGACGAAGAGUCCGAAAACAUGAUGCGCGUCCCGGGAGGACAUGGAUCCCAUAGCCAAGGUCACGAUGGCUCUAGUAGUGCUUGGAACUGCGAAGAUCUCUUCUAAACAGCGUAUAUGAGGUCCACCAUCACCAGAGAAACUCUCUGCUGGAUAUUCUCGAUUUCCAAAAGACCCCCUGCCAAAGCCAUGGACCUGGAGCCCAGGCACAGCUCGAUG